UUAUUAUUUCAAUUUUCAGAUCAUAAACUUUAGAAGCUUAUAAGAAAGAGCGCAAAGUUUAGUCAAAAUCAAUUGUAAAUCCAAAAUUUAUUCACUCAAAAAUGCAGAACUGGUUUUCUGGUGGCGUUGGCGAUAACGGAAAUUCUCCUCAGCCGGCGACAGCGUCGUCUUCAUCUCUGCUCGCCGAUUGGAAUUCGUAUGCCUCCACUAGAUCCUCCGAGGAGACGACCGGUGGCGCCUUCGCCGGCGUAUUCGAUAUCGAAUCCGCUGUUCGCUCUGCCAACGACACCGUUUCCGGCACUUUCAACGUGGUUUCCAAAGGAGUCAGAGAGUUACCAGGGAAUCUCCAGUCCGCUACGAGUAGCAUCCCUUCGGGAAAAGCACUCGUGUAUUUUGGGAUGCUGCUGGCCAGUGGAGUUUUCUUUGUGUUUAUAGCAUUCACGUUAUUUCUUCCAGUGAUUGUUCUGGUGCCUCAGAAAUUUGCGAUCUGUUUUACUGUUGGGUGUGGUUUCAUCAUUGGGUCCCUUUUCGCCCUUAGAGGCCCGAAGAAUCAGUUUUACCAUAUGUCAUCAAAGGAGAGGCUUCCUUUUACGUUAGGGUUCAUUGGAAGCAUGAUGGGAACCAUUUAUGUCUCUAUGGUGCUUCAUAGCUAUAUUCUCUCUGUGCUGUUUUCCGUGAUUCAGGUCAUGGCGCUAGCAUACUAUGGCAUCUCUUACUUCCCCGGUGGAUCAGCUGGGCUGAAAUUCCUCUCAUCAUCAUUGAUGUCCACUAUUACGAAGUGCUUUGGCAGGUGAGAAUGACAUCGUCUUGGUAAGACACACGACUAUGCUUCAAGCUACAUCGUGUUUCUUUUACACACAACUUUGAGUUGGAUUAUAUUGAAAAGUUUUCCGAAGUACAGAGAAUGUAGUAUGGACCUGAAAAUCUUGAGGCUUCGACCUCAACUUCUCAAGUCCUCUGAAAAUCAAUAUUUGAGCUAAUUCUUGUCGAAAUGGUUGUCAAUGUAGCAUCUGAAGCUGUGCAAUUGUUCUAAUUCUAUCUCACUAAUAGUAUUUGUGCACUGUAGCGUGUCCUGAAUGUUUUUGGAUGAAAAUAUUGUUGAUCGUAUCUCCAAUUUGUAGUUAUUGGAAAUAUUGUGAAUUUCGAAGAUA
Messenger RNA from Salvia splendens (bonfire salvia), 1151 nucleotides. RefSeq names its product protein transport protein SFT2. Bases 102 to 794 code for a protein of 230 amino acids. Lineage: Eukaryota; Viridiplantae; Streptophyta; Magnoliopsida; Lamiales; Lamiaceae. The transcript is spliced from 4 exons. The record is from RefSeq and is a predicted model, not a curated record. Gene Ontology annotation, cellular component: membrane. Gene Ontology annotation, biological process: vesicle-mediated transport.